This is a messenger RNA of Melanaphis sacchari, 3773 nucleotides long. It is a transcript of the gene SIDL, whose product is annotated as trafficking protein particle complex subunit 10. Gene Ontology annotation, biological process: intra-Golgi vesicle-mediated transport; early endosome to Golgi transport. The coding region runs from base 264 to 3701 and encodes 1145 amino acids. Gene Ontology annotation, cellular component: TRAPPII protein complex. The record is from RefSeq and is a predicted model, not a curated record. Lineage: Eukaryota; Metazoa; Arthropoda; Insecta; Hemiptera; Aphididae. The transcript is spliced from 19 exons.
GUAGGUGCUAUGAUAAUGUCCGGAAAAUUUAAAAAAUACAAAUCGACCAAAUUGGCUAGUUGUCGUGUCGAAUGUAAUUAAUUGAUCGCUGCGUGUUUUCGGCCUAUUUAUCUUACACGUCAAUGUACUGCUCGCAGCCGCGACGGCAGAAACACCUGCUUAGCGUGGUUCAUUGUUGGCACGCGUUGGUAUUCCGGUAUUCGAACUGGCACAUCACACUUUGGUGAUAAUAUGCUGUACGCGAAUUGUGUUGCUGAAGAAUAAUGACCACAGCAAAUCCAAAAGGCGAUGAUGCACUCCGGAUAUCCGAUCACAAACCUCUCAUUACAUAUGCCGGUGACAAGGAGCUAUUUGAAAAUUUAAAACUUGUGCUCAGCCAGUCACUAAGCCAGGAACCGAUCGAAUGGAGGCGCCAGUACGGCAGACCCAUGAAAAUGGUCACCUUGUCCACGGAAUUUGUUCCUUUCAACAAGGACACUGUGGCUGAACAAAUCAGUAGUCGUAAUCUGGUUGGUCGUCCAAUAAUGCAUACAUUUUGGACCCAGUGUUUGGAUAUGGAGGUAUAUAAAUCAUUAUUAAGAGAUGAAAUUGAUAAAUGGAUGAAUGAAAUGAACAAGCACAAUAUUAUCGAUUGGGUAAUAGUCGUAGUUGAAACUUAUGAUCUGAGAAAACAUAAUAAAUUAUUGCCUCGAACAACUGUCUUUGACAAGAUCAAAAGUGAUUUUGCUGAAAAAAAAGCUGAUCGCUGUUUAUCUGUAAUAAAUCCUCCGAAAUCAGAACUUCGAUGUGGUAGUAGUGCAUGGAGGGCAUUAAUUACAAAUGUACGUCUAUUAAUUUUAUCUGCAUUUGAUAGAUUGUUUUUAAAAUAUGAAGAUAAUAUAAGAAAUUAUAGAGAGCAGAGAAAUGAUCCAUCUUGGAGUUUUUGCAAAUAUUUUUUGUACCAAGAAGAAUUGGCUUUUGCCUUGGAAAUGCUUGGAAUUCAUGAUGAAGCUUUAGUCCAAUAUGAUGAACUAGAUGCCAUGUUUACCCAAUUUAUAUUAAAUUCUCAAGUUGGAAAUGUUCCUAAAUGGUUAACUGAAUUCCAAGUUGUCUUAGAAUGGUGGUCUGCUGUGUUAUUUAUGGAAAAUAUUAGUCGUAAACAAAGGGAAGCCAUUAAAAUUAGAAAACUAUCACUUCUUGAAUUUAGAUGCUAUUUGUUUUCACGCCAAGCAUCACUAUUGAUGGCUGCAUCCAAGCCUUGGAUUGUGGCAGAAAGAGCAUUGACAUUUCUUCAUCAAGCAGUAAGUGACUUGAAAACAUUGGAAAUUGAAUGCCCACAAGGUUCAGUAGCUUGUUGGGUUUUGCAAUGCUGUGCUCAAAUUUUAGUUAUUUGUCAAUCUGUUAAAAAACCAGAACAUUUAGAAGAAUGUUCUCAUCACACUGCUCCACUUUUAUAUUAUUCGUUAAAAAAGUUAUAUGAAUUGGGAAAUCUUUGUGGACUACUCCCAGGCAGUGUUCAAACUACUGAACAACUUCAUACUGUACAAGUUUUAUGUGGUGGAAUGCAGAGUGGUCAUGAUUUGACUACAGCUACUGAAUCAGUAGCAACUCUUAAAACAGCUCUCUCAUCUUCUGAAACAUUCAGUAAACAUUAUUUGGAUAUAGCUGAAUUAGCAAUUAGCACUUAUAAACAUAAUAAAUUAAUGAGAUGUGCACAUAGCUUAGUUGGUUUAGAACUAGCUAAAUUUUACACAUUAUCUGGGGAUACGACAAAAAGAACUAUGUUUUUAGUUAAAGCUCUUAAGCUAUUUGAACAAGAUAACUGGAAAUUAUUAAUAGUACAAACAAAUUUAGAAUUAGUCAAAUGUUUUAAAAAAAUUGGAAAUGUUGAUCAAUUUGUAAAAACAUGUUUACAAUUAGCUUCUGCCCCUGAAUGCAAUCUUCAAAUUAGACUAGAUCAUUUUGACCAGAUGUUAAGCAUGGUUCAAGAUUCAAGUAUAGAAUGCAUUUAUCCAAUGGAAGAUGUAAUAGUGUUGGAUCAAAUAGAUGUAAAAUGCAAUAACGAAGAAAGUAAUUAUCCAUCAACAGUAUCGCUAAAAUUUAAAAGCAAUCUCCCUAAAACAAUUGUGUGUCCAAAAAUUGCUAUUUCUGUAAUAAUUGGAUCUACAUUGAAAAAGAUGAAAAACAAAUUAAACUUGGUAAAAAACACCUAUAGCUAUGAUAUAAACAAAGCCAAUAUAUUACCAAUGACUUACAAUCAUAUUUAUCAACAAGACGGUCAUUUUGCAUCUACUGGUAUAACUUGCUUAAAUCAAAAAUCAUACUUGAGGCGGCAAGAUAGUCAAAGAAGAAAACCAUCAAUGAAUUAUAAUAAAAAUGAAUUUCAUGACAUAAUAUCUGCAAAUAAUGUAGAUAUUCAACCCGGAAUGAAUAUCAUUAAUCUAACACUUAAUAAUUCAAAAAAUAUAGAAUCUGGAAUUUACUUCUUGGACAAAUUAUCUAUAAUACUACAACCUCGUUUAGAAUUGUUGACAAGUAUACCACGUGGUCUUGUGUUUGCAUUAAAAAAUGUUAACUCAACUGCUCAGCUUAUUUUACCAGAUAGCAAAUGCUUAUUUGCUGGUAUUGAAGAAAUGUCAACGUUAUCUCUUCAUUUUGGGACGAAAUCAAAAAAAAUUGUUGAGAAAAUUCGAUUACAUUCCACGCCUGGUUUGACUUUUUGUUUGGAGGAUAAAACAGAAUUUUGUUCUGAGAUGUAUGUGAAAUCUCCAUUAUCUAUAAAUUCUAGUCAUUCAGUAUCUUUACCAAUCAAAUUUUUCGCCCAGUUACCGCCAUUAAAAGAUCAUCCUAGAAUAGUUCACCAUAAGCUAUGGAUAAAAUGUGAAACUUCAUCAGAUGAUGAAGAAAUGAUUUGCGUUUCUAUAGACUUCAAUCUUCCUCUAACUCUAACUCAUCGGUUACAUACUUGUCAUUAUCGUAAAUUUGUUGGCAUAAACAUUGCUUGUCAUACUGAUUGGUCGUUGGCUUUGAUGAUACCAGAAAUAAUCUGUAUUAGUCCUACUAAUUCAAUUGUCGAGUUAAUCUCAUUGAACCCAACAUGUGACCCAUUAACUUAUCUGAAAAAUGGUGAAACAAUAGGGUAUUUGUGGGAGAUAAAUUUGUCAACAACAGACAUCAAUACAUCAGGAACAUUAGCUGAAUCAUUGAAAUUAAAUUUCCAAACAAAAUAUUCAUCUGCUGAAAAACCAGAUUGUACUCAAGAUUUAAAUUAUGAGUUUACAAUUAACAAUUAUAAGACACUACUGUUAAUCGAAAGUGGAGUUGAAAUGGCUGGUAAAAGUGGAGAAUUCUGUCGCAUGAAUACAGUGUGUACAUACACUGCCAAUUUCAAGAGAUCUGAAUAUCCAAACAUUCCUUUAAGUGAAAUUUCAUUUAAAUACGAAAUUGUUGCAGACAAAACAAUGUGGGCAGUUUGUGGCCGUGGAUCUGAUGUUAUCACAUUUUUACCAAAUUCAAUAACACAGAGUGUUUCAGUCGAGGUAAUGCCAUUAAUGAGUGGAUAUUUACCUAUACCUACAUUAAAUGUUUUUCGUUACUUUCCAUCCAAUUCACGUCAAAACAUUGAAUCUAAAAUGGAACAAUUUUCUACUGGUCAAGUAUACGAUGCAAGUAAAGGUGUUCAAACACAUGUAUUGCCUCGUAUAACAGCAGAUAUGUCCUAAGUACAAUAAUUAUUUUUAUAGUAUUAUCCAAAACAUUUUAUUGCUCAUGUUAUAAUUUACGUCAUAUAUAUA